Molecule: messenger RNA, 2235 nt
Organism: Clonostachys byssicola
Lineage: Eukaryota; Fungi; Ascomycota; Sordariomycetes; Hypocreales; Bionectriaceae
Source: the annotation of a GenBank genome assembly
CGCCCGUAUCUCCAAGAGGCAAAAUCCACUGCAAAAGGCCCGUUAUACCGUGACGACCAACGCGAUGACGGUUGGUUUUUACUGCUCUCUCUGUGGGGGCUGCUUCCGGUGUGCCGGCUUGGUGCUGGACUACUGUCGUGCGCUGGGGUAAUAAGACACAUCCAGUCUGCCGCUUUCUAUCUAUUUCUACUAACGACGUAUGAUUUGACCAUAGUCAAGGGGCCAAAUGGUUUCGAUGGCGGCGCAAGGCCAAGCAGUACGGCGGAUGGGCGCAUGAGGACCUUUCAUUUUCAUGACGCCUGCUUUAACCUACUCUUAACCCAGAUUGCGGGCAUCAGCCAACAUCCGCCAGACCCAAUGAGAACUGCUCUUCUGCUCUUCUAUAUCUUCGAUUCAACCCCGUGGGUAAGAGACUGCGACCUUAUACCUGAGAGCAACUAUCACGGGGCUAUUAGUAUGCGUCGGAGCGAGGAAGGCCGUCAACUCUUAUAUUCUUAUCCCGAAAAGUCAUUUCCACCCAUUGAGGUUUCCAAGUUCAGUCUCAAAGAACACGGUCUGGACGUGGCCAGCAGUUCCGCAGUUAAACCAUCGGGGCCGCUAUCCCAUACCGACCCCUUUUACAAGCUUCCCGACGAGAUAAUCCAUGAUAUUCUAGUACAUUUGCCGUCAGAAGACCUGUGCUCAGCAAGACUAGCCUCGCGGCAACUAAGAUUUCUGGGUGCCAUUGGCAAUCUUGCUCAAUCCUUCUGGGCUUCUCGUUUCGCUUCCAAUCGCGAGAUGGGUUAUGUUCCCACGGUUGUAACAUCUCCUUGGGCCACCCAAUUUUGGUGUGAAGGCUAUUUUUGCAUGCAGAACCUCGAACGUGUGGCCGGUCCUAACGAAAUUCGCAAUCGUCGUCGGAUUUGGCGCUGCCUGUCAGACCUAUCCACCAUUCUUAUUCCACUACUCAAUUCUGGAGAUGACAAUCAAGUGGACACGAGGACUCUCCCUUUGAAUCAGGGUCUCACUCAACGAGUCUCAUCCCCAGAGCUUCCCCGCCUCUCAGAUAGAGAGAACCCGAAGAAGACAGUCCAUCUUGGGGUCAGGCUCCGGAAUGAACACAAUAUGUUCUUUCGUGAAGAAGGAAAUGAUGCCCGUGUGCAAAUGGAGUUCUCCUCUAUCGUGCUUUCGUCUGCCGAGUAUAUUUCUGGGUGUCGAGUUUCCGUCCAGCACGCAGACGAUCGAGCAAGAGAUGUGCAGAAGGCGGGUGUGAUCAUCACUUCAACCAUGGCAUCUAUCUUCCUUGACCCUGGAGAUGAAAUAUCAUAUGUCGACGUCUAUAUUUCUACUUCCGGCAUUCACUGUCUGAAAUUUCUCAUCGCCAAACCCAAUGGCGAAAUCCGCAUCCACAAUGUUGGAAGACCGAGGCGUCGGCACGGCAUCAUCGCUAUUAAACGUCUUACCCCCGAGUCAACUAUAGUUGGGUUGAGGUUCGGUUUUGAUAUGUAUAAAGCAGUCGCGAUACAGCUCAUCGAGGAUACCAAGCAAGACUUGGAAGUAAGCCCAGUAGCUCUAUGGAGUCCUAUUAUUCCGCCUGAUGAAAGUCAGGACUUGACGGCAUUACCUAUUCCGACACCUCACGAAAAUGCCAUCUUUCCCGUUAACUUAUACAUGCCAUUCGGUUGCGCUGACGGCUCGAGGCUUUCGUCUCUUCGUAGCAUUACUGCUUUUGUGCAUGGAACAGAUGGAAUUUACGGCCUCCGCUUUACCUACUCCACGGGAGAACCCGUGAUGUACGGAAAUCGAGAAUUCAUGAAGCCUGACGGAAACCUGUUCAGCUGCGUUGAGCAAACCCUCUUGGUCGAUGGAAAGAACGGAGAGAGGGUUGUUCAGUUUGCCCCAGGCGGCAAGCUAGGACGUCAAAACUUGGUAGAGAACAUUAUGGCCCGGACCAAUUUUAAUCAGUUUUACGUAUUUGGUCCUUUUGAUGGUUCCGAACCCAAGUGCGAUGAAGAGCUCCCAUCGGAGCAAAGUGCGAUCUUUGCUGUGGUGGCCUCAGUUUCUGCUCCUGACUGGAGAUUCCAAAGCCUGCAGAGUCAACGAUUCCGGGCGCCCUGUCCACCUCGCACCCAUCGUGAAGCUCCUUACUCGAGCUCCGUUCAAGAUGUAGGGCCGGCGCCAGCUCUCACGCCUUGGGUGAAAGAAGAAGAAGGGUUUGACCAAUCUUCAUCAGCCGAAGCAACUAAUGUAUUCGAC